UAGUAUUUGCCGGAAGCAGCUAAAAUUCUAAUAAGAAAAGAUAAUCGUAUCCCUGAACUUACGGAAUAUGAAUGACAAAGGAGAUAUAGACUUAGGAAAAAGUUGGUAUGAUCUGAAAACUGAAAAAUCACAGAGACUGGAUUCCUGAUUAUCUUUAAAACGAUUUAAGUCAUGAAAUUUUAUGUCCAUGUAAGUAUGCACUGACCUCAACAGCGUGUCUGUCACCACAAUGGCACAAACGAAAACAGAAAAUGUCAGCCACCCCAUGUUACUUGACUUUAAUGAAGUUUUAGGAGAACAUCUUUACAGUAAGGUACUUGAAUCAUGUAGAUGCGAGUAUCUUGCUCAGAAGAUCACAGGAAUAUUACUAGAAUGUGGAAAGGAAGAAGCCUUUCAUUUGUUGGAGGAUAAACAUUUCCUUGGGACAAGAAUCCAUUUGGCAAAAGAGACUUUGAAGGAAAGUGGAUCUUAUAUAGUGGAAAAUGAAUCAGUCAAGGCACUUCCAGCUUCAGAAAUUCUUCCCACUGCUGUGUCUGAUAAGUUAUUUGAAAAAGUCAGUCAACUGGAGCCAACACUAUCUAGUCAAAUCACAGGUAUGCUACUGGAAACAGAGUCUGUGGAAGUGGAGCUGAUGCUACACAAUGCCCAGUUCCUGAAGCAGGCUGUAGAGCAAGCAGUACAGUCACUGACAGCUGCGGAGGCUGAGGCAGCUGAGGAAGUAUCUGAUAAUGACAGUGAUGAGGGAUCAGACUCAGAAGAGUCUGUAGGAGACCAGUUAUUUGAGGCAGUGGAAAACAUUUACCCAGAUCCUGACAUAGCUUCAAAAAUUACAGCAACACAGCUUUACAUAGACAUGAAAAGUGACUAA
Mizuhopecten yessoensis (Yesso scallop) is the source of this 868-nucleotide messenger RNA. RefSeq lists its product as uncharacterized. The record is from RefSeq and is a predicted model, not a curated record. Lineage: Eukaryota; Metazoa; Mollusca; Bivalvia; Pectinida; Pectinidae. Gene Ontology annotation, cellular component: nucleus. Gene Ontology annotation, molecular function: RNA binding. Gene Ontology annotation, biological process: protein polyubiquitination; regulation of double-strand break repair. The coding region runs from base 230 to 868 and encodes 212 amino acids. The transcript is spliced from 5 exons.